Molecule: messenger RNA, 489 nt
Organism: Caenorhabditis angaria
Lineage: Eukaryota; Metazoa; Nematoda; Chromadorea; Rhabditida; Rhabditidae
Source: the annotation of a GenBank genome assembly
AUGCUUGUCUUCCACAAACUCUUCAAGCAUUCAGGUCAUAUUGACAAAUCGAGUUGUUGUGGAAGAACUAAUAUGUCGUCUCGUGGUGAGUGCUUGUCUUCCACAAACUCUUCAAGCAUUCAGGUCAUAUUGACAAAUCGAGUUGUUGUGGAAGAACUAAUAUGUCGUCUCGUUGUGAAUGCUUGUCUUCCACAAACUCUUCAAGCAUUCGGGUCAGAUUGACAAAUCGAGUUGUUGUGGAAGAACUAAUAUGCAGUCUCGUUGUGAGUGCUUGUCUUCCACAAACUCUUCAAGCAUUCAGGUCAUAUUGACAAAUCGAGUUGUUGUGGAAGAACUAAUAUGUCGUCUCGUGGUGAGUGCUUGUCUUCCACAAACUCUUCAAGCAUUCAGGUCAUAUUGACAAAUCGAGUUGUUGUGGAAGAACUAAUAUGUCGUCUCGUUGUGAAUGCUUGUCUUCCACAAACUCUUCAAGCAUUCGUGUCAUAUUGA